Molecule: messenger RNA, 8206 nt
Organism: Choloepus didactylus (southern two-toed sloth)
Lineage: Eukaryota; Metazoa; Chordata; Mammalia; Pilosa; Megalonychidae
Gene: CPOX
Product: coproporphyrinogen oxidase
Exons: 7
Coding region: 5602-6921 (439 amino acids)
Cellular component (GO): mitochondrial intermembrane space; cytoplasm
Molecular function (GO): coproporphyrinogen oxidase activity
Source: RefSeq, a predicted model, not a curated record
CUUCUCAGAGCCCAGCCCUUCUUUAGCACUCCAGCUUCCAAAAUUAGUUAAUUAAUUUGUUAAUUAAGUCUGCAGUUGAGGCUGGGUUGAGCCUCCCUUCUUACCCUCAGCAGAUUGAUGUUUUUUGGGUCCCCCCCCCCCUUUCAGGGAGCCGGCGGCAAGACAGUCUGUGAGAUCUGGGUGGGGAGGGGCGCCAGACCCCUGGUCUGGGGAACUUACAAUGUUCGCUGCGAUCUCAGCUUCUCCUCCAAUUCCAAACUUGCGUCCAAUGUGUGACUGGUUACUGGAGACCCCGAAAACACUGUUUCAUAUAGUUCUCGGGUAAUUGCCAGCUCAUGACAUGCAUUCUUACAUUUUAAUUUUCUCUCUGUUGCCCCACUUCCUUCAGGAAAAACAAAAACAAGAUUCCCACCCCCAAAAAUCAAUCCUAUAUUAUUUAUCCCACCCUCCACUACUGUUUUACCUAUUCUUCCACAUUAGCUAUCACAUUUUCUGAAGUUCUUGUCUCAAAAGCAGCCAGUGACUUCAUAAUUUCCAGUGUCCUCUACUCAGCACUUACGUUCUCUGGUUGAUCAGAGAGUGCAGCUUUCUAACCUCUGACCACAUUGUUUGCAUAGAUGCCCUAGUCUCCCAAAGGCUCUCAGACUUCUUAUUUCCCUCAUCCCAAAAUGUGUCUGUUGCCCUGUGUUCUGACUAUAAGCCCCUUAUCUUUCUUGUCUAAAAGUUCUUCUGUGUGAACUCAUCACUCCAGCACUGGGAGUAUCUCACAAAUCCACUCUUCUAGCCCCCACCCCUCUUUGGUCCAACAUUUUCAUUGGUAAAACCCACUAACAUCUCAAGUUCAAUGUGUCAGCAGUAGGAGUGUACUUCUAAUGUGAUUUUCUCUUCCUUUGCAUUCAUUCAAACUCCUCACUUCUACAGGCUGGUCCUGGCUCCUACCUAAACAGUUAGGUAUGGGGAAAGAGUUCAGUAUAAAUAGGCACAGAGAAGAAAGGGGAGAGAGUCUUGGUUUCUACAUUUAAAAAUAUGUUGAUAUGGGUUUAAGGUAAAAGGUUUUAAUUGUGUACUCUUCAGGAGGGUUUUCAGUCCAUUAGACUAGAUGAACACUUCAUGACAUGGUUGGAAGGAGCUUAUCAUUGUUUGAGCAAGUACUACUGGUUGAAAGUGCCAUGAAAGCAUCAUGGAAGCAGGUACCCAGGAGGAAUGCAAGACGUCUUUCUUAUUGCUAUCUGAUGAGGACUAUUCCACAGUCAGCCCAAUGUCCAUUGUUCCUUGAUUGCCUAGCAGAAGAGACAUCUGCACAUACUCCAACACUGUCCCCCACUCCCCAAACCUUCCUGUUCUGGUUUGCUAAUGCUGCCAUUUUGCAAAACAUCUGGAAUGGAUUGGCUUUUAUAAAGGGGUUUAUUUGGUUACAAAGUUACAGUCUUAAGUCCAUAAAGUGUCCAAGGAAAGUCAUCAACAAUAGCGUACCUGUACUGGAGAAAGGGCAUUGGCAUCCAGAAAACCUCUGUUAGCUCAGAAGGCAUGUGGCUGGUAUCUCCUUGCUCCCAGGUUGCGUUUCAAAAUGGCGUUCUCUAAAAUGUCAGUGUCAGCUUUCAAUGGCCGUCUUCAAAUUGUGUCCCUCAGCUGCAGCUCCUCUGCAUCUGGGCCUGUGUGGAUCUUUUUAUAGUACUCCCAUGAUCCAAUAAAGACCCACCCUGAAUGAGUGGGGCAACACCUCCAUAGAAAUAAUCAAUGAAAGGUCUCGCCCAGGGUUGAUUGAGUCACAUCUCCAUGAAAACACUGAACCAAUAGGUUCCAACCUAAUCAACACUAAUACAUCUGCCCCCACAAGACUGCAUCAAAGAACAUGGAGUUUUGGGGGACAUAAUACAUCCAAACUGGCACGCUUCCCAAAUGAUCCCACCCUAUGAGUUGGCUCUUGAUACUCUUAAGCCUCCAGGAAUGGAUGUUGAAAAAACCGUACACUGAAAGGAUGGGGUGGUGUGACCAGGAGUCUCUGCAUCUAGGCAAAUGGAGUAGCAGGAGAGUAUCCACUAAACUGCUGGAAAUAACCUUUUUGAUAACUGUCUCAAUCAAACUUUUUAUCUCCUCUAUAAACUCCUGCUCCAUACUUGCCAAUUCUUUCUGGAUUCCCUAAUUUUGUUAACCUUAGUUAUCCAAACUUAAUACCCUGGAAUCAUCUUCAAAAUAUAUCCCUAUAGUGGGCAUCUAUGAUAUUGUCUGAUCAUCAAUUUUCCUUUUUUCUAGAAAUGAUAUCCCACAUCCUCACCAGCCCCUAACAUUAAUUAUAGUGGGAGCUCGCCCCGUGUUCUUAUAUGAACAUACCCAUCACUCCUGGUCAUUGCUGAUUGGUUCCAGGGUGUGCAUAUGACCCAAGGUGGAAUAAUUAGAGUCUGUAUCAGAAAGAGUUAAGCCAUAAGCAACACAAAACUGGACAAAUAGUACCUUAAAUUAUUUUUUCUCAUAUAACAAGAAAGUCUAAAGGUAGGCAGCUCAGGGCUGGUACAUUUGCUCAAGGAUGUUAUCAGGAGGUAGGCUUCUUCUAUCUUACGGCUCUGCAAAUUUGAUAAUCUGAUUUUCAUUAUCUUGGUUACAAAAUGGCUGCUGCAAAUCCAGACAUCACAUGCAUGUUACGACAGGGAAGAAGUGGGGAGAUGUUAAAGUCAAAGGUAAAAGGCUAAAGGGGCAGGUGAGUCUGUCCCUUUUAUGAAACUUUUCUGGAAUAUUUGGGUGAUAUCUAUACCUCUGUGAGAAACUAAUUUUAAAAUUACUUCAGUUAAAGAAAAAGUGAGUCAGUAACAUCAAAUUACCUUGCAUACUUAAUUUGCUUUUAGCAUUAAAAACCAGUUAUUUUAAUGAUUUAUAUAAGCAUUUGUGUCUAUCAAGAUCAAAAAUUUAAAAUAUAAAUUCUAGGACAAAAACAGAGUAAAAAUCUCAAAGACUCUGCUUCUUUGCUAAUCUCACUACUACCACUCCAACCCCACUCCCAUUUGAGUUUCUGAUAAGUUGAAUUUGUGUGGCAAGGCAAACACAUCUGUUUGGAAACUGGUAAUAUUUAGCCUGAAUUUCUGUACCUAUCUGAAAGUAAUCAAACUGAGUCACUUUAAUAAUACAUUUCUUAAGUUUGGCAUUCAAAAUUUGAGAUAUGGUGAAAAUAGUAUAAUCUAGUAAAGCUAGUGGGAAUUAUGUGAGAAUAUGUACGUGUUAGAAAGCAGUUAAGCUUAUAGAGGGAUGAAGUUAGAGACCCUUUAAAUUCCCUCUAGAAAAGGGCAGGCCAAUAUAACACAGUAGGCUUAAAGUUACUGAUAUUCAACAGAGGUUUGGGGGAGGGAAGAGGAAUGAAGCAGAUAAGGACUGGAAGAAGCAUGUGGAGUUUGAAAAACGAUAUUUAAUAUACCUAUACCUAGUGAGUUUAUAUAAGAAUACUCAGAUUCUUUUUGACUGUAGAAUUUUGGAGAAGAUAAGGUUAUAAAGUGGUGAAGGAAACCAAGUUAAAAAAAAAAAAGUUGAGUACCCUUACCUUACACUUUAUAUUUCAUGACUUAUUUUGCCCAAAUAAUUAUUUUCCUGGCUAGCUUUCUGUUGCUUGAAAUUUUCUGGAGUAGGAUAUGCCUCUUAUUCCAUACUGACAAAUAAGACUUAAAUACAGCUUGGAGAUAAUUUGAACCCCCAGAAAAAUGAUUGAAAUUCACAUGUACUAGGCUGCUAAGGUCUUUCCUAAGCAUGAUUUAAUAGGGCUGAAGAUAAGGAGGGUCCUGGGAACCAGAGGAGGGAAGGAAGAAGGCCCAGUGCUUGGAGAGGCUAACCAUGGGGACAACCUGGAAGCAAUACACAAUUUCCUCAGGAUAAACCUAUGAGACUGGGCAGUUGUUCAAAUGGCCUGUUCCUGCUUCUUCUUCUUCUUCUUCUUCUUUUUUUAGACUAACAUCUAGGGUAUUCUCAGAAUCAGAGCAAUAAUAGAGAGGGUUCUCAUAGAAAAAGGGGUCUGAAGUGUUCCUUUUCAGUAAUAAGGUUCAUUUAUCACCAAGACCAGGUCCAGCCAAGCCCCAUCACGGGCAACCAUAAGAGGCAAACAACCCUUUCUAGAGUGAUAAUUGUUAUCUUUCCUUUCCUUCCCAACUCAUGCUCCCCAUAAAUUACAAAAUGGCUAAGAGUCAAUGCAUUUUCUUCCCCUGGAAUAGUUUAUUCUCUUCAUAAUUCAGGCCUUUAUCUUACAUCGAAUCUUGGCUGCUAGGUUUGUGCACACAUGCCCAUCUAGUUAACAUUAAUCGUGCCCCCAGUGUGAGAGUUGCCAGAUGCAGUUGUGGAUGGAUAAAAUACACUGGCUUGAAAAAAUAGCCAGGCCAGUAGCCAUAGAAGUCCUAUCACUGCAUCUAGCCAUUAAGAAAAACAUUUGUGGGAACAAUCACCAGUAGCUUAAAUUAUUUUCUAAAUACUAGAAACUAAAAUCCUCCCGGCAAUUUAUAGGUAAAUUAGCUCAUGCAAUUUAUUCUUACACUUUUAUAUGCAGGCACCACGGGGCUGUGGGAUGAUUGCUGGGACAAAAGAACUGAGUAUCAAAUGUUGGUGUCCUCAUUUCUUUCUUUCCUCUCUGAUCACUUGCUAAAUUGCACUUGCAAAAUUACCACUUUUAUGUAUAUAUUUUAUAUUCCACAACUAAAAAAAUCUGUUAUUUUUUUAAGUGUGUGUUGGUGAAGGGAGAUAGGAGAGGGUGAGGGAAUAUGGAUAUUUGCCCUGCUUAGCUUACAGGAGUUGUUGAAGAGUGAAAAGGGUGAAACAUCUGGCAAUGCCCAAAAGUGUAGGAUAAGAAUUUUUAAAUCUCUUAUUUCUCAAUCACCCAAAUACACCAGGUCAGGAAUUUUACGCUGGACAAGCAAAACUGUUACUUUAUUUUUCCUAUUUCUAACAUGAUCAAGUGGGCACUGAAGAAGCAAGACCUGGAAGGAUUUUAGGACAAGAACUGUGAUGUGGACUCAAUCCCAGAAAAUCUUUUCCUAGAAUUCACUUAAAAGCCGUUACUGACUCCCUCUAGAACCUAGCCUUUAGGUGAGGGGUUUGCCAGACUCCGCCCCCAACCCUCCUACCUAGUCUACAAACUCUAGAGGGCAAGGACCUGGAGCGAAAGGGCAUUCCACUGGUAAGCAGCAAGGAUCAGUAUACUGCCAACCCUGCAAGGCAGGCCAUAUUUCUGCCCGGGCCCGUCCUCGACCUCUCAGCUACACUUUGUUUUCUCCCUGUGAUUGAUUAAACAGAAGAUGAGAGGUUGUUCCGGACAAGAGAACCUCUUUUAUCUUCCCUUUCGCUCCCACAGCCCUCUGGCACCCCCCACGCCCCAACUCUCUUCCCAACCGACCCGCCCUUCUGAGGGCGGCGGAUUCUUUAUCUCCGAGGCACGGCCGGCGCGGCGCCCUGCAGGCGGCGAUAGGAGCCGGAACUACAGCUCCCAGCAUCCCCCGCCUCUCUCCCGGCCGCCGGACCCGGCAGUGGCUCUUCUCCUCUAGAGGUUCCCGCUUCCAACGCGGCUCGCCGGCUCGGCACCUCCAGAAGACACAGGGCAGAGACGCAGGCGCUGCCCAGGGUGGCAACGUGGGGAGCAUGGCCUUGCACCUGGGUAGACUGAGCGUGGGCCCUUGCUGGCGUGCGGUGCGAGGAGGUUGCGGAGAUCUGCGCGCUUGGACCCCGCGUUGGUCAGCCGGGCGCGUCUGUCGGCCGCCUGGUACGGCUGGCACGGUGCAGAGCCGCGGGCUGGGGCACAGCCCCUCGGCAGGAGGUGGUCCCUGGCUGGGAGCUGGGCUGGCCGCGGGGCUGGCGGGGCUAGCCGCCGCCGCCCUCGGGCAUGUAAAGCGGGCGGAAAUGGUGUCCAAGAGCGGCGGGCCACAGAGACCCCAGGCGGGGAAGCCGGAGGAGGAGGACACGCUGGCCCGCCGCUGCAGCUGCUUCAUGGCCUCACCUGUGACCGACCUUCGCGAGCUGCAGGGGAGGCCAGGUGACAUGAAAACAAAGAUGGAACUGCUCAUCAUGGAGACCCAGGCCCAAGUGUGUCAGGCUCUGGCACAGGUAGACGGGGGCGCCAGAUUCUCUGUGGACCGGUGGGAGAGGAAGGAAGGAGGUGGUGGCAUCAGCUGUGUGCUUCAGGAUGGGCAUGUUUUUGAAAAGGCUGGCGUGAGUGUUUCUGUUGUUCAUGGGCAUCUUUCUGAAGAAGCAGCAAAACAAAUGAGAAGUAGAGGAAAAAUUCUGAAGACUAAAGAUGGUAAAUUGCCAUUUUCUGCUAUGGGUGUGAGCUCUGUUAUCCAUCCCAAGAAUCCUCAUACUCCUACUAUCCAUUUCAACUAUAGAUACUUUGAAGUAGAAGAAACGGAUGGUAACAAGCAGUGGUGGUUUGGCGGUGGAUGUGAUCUUACUCCAACAUAUUUGAACCAAGAAGAUGCUGUCCAUUUUCAUAGAACUCUAAAGGAGGCUUGUGACCAGCAUGGCCCAGAUCUCUACCCCAAAUUUAAAAAAUGGUGUGAUGACUACUUUUUAAUAGCCCAUCGUGGAGAGCGGAGAGGCAUUGGUGGUAUAUUUUUUGAUGAUCUUGACUCUCCAUCCAAGGAAGAGGUGUUUCUCUUUGUGCAGAGCUGUGCCCAGGCUGUAGUUCCCUCUUAUAUUCCGCUUGUGAAAAAGCACCGCAGUGACCCAUUCACCCCCCAGGAGAAGCUGUGGCAGCAGCUCCGGAGAGGACGGUAUGUAGAAUUUAAUCUGCUAUAUGAUAGGGGCACAAAGUUUGGCCUUUUCACUCCAGGAUCCAGGAUUGAAAGCAUCUUGAUGUCUCUACCUCUGACUGCCCGAUGGGAGUACAUGUAUUCACCCUCAGAAAAUUCCAAAGAAGCUGAAAUCCUGGAAGUUCUACGCCAUCCAAGGGACUGGGUGCGUUGAUGCAGACAGAGAGGGCCUGCUGGGGAUUGGGGGACACGGAAUGUGUGUUCCCCACUCUAUUGGCCAGCCCUGUGGCUACAGUGUGACAGUUGGCUGUGCCUUAGUGCUUCACAGUCUUCUCCACUCUGGGUCCAGCUGGUAUAAUGCACCAUGUUUCUUUUGGACACUGUCAGUGACAGGUGAUGAGAUGUCAGAUUGAUGAUAGAGUCAGUAGUAGUUAUAGAAAAGCUUAUUUAUACUUUGAGUCAUUUUAUAUGACUAGUUUACAAAAUAAGACAUUGAGUUUACAAGUAUUGCAUUAAGGGACUCUAAAUAUGAUAAUUUGUAUCAGGAAGCUUCUCAUGCUAUUUUUGUUUCAUGUAUUUUUUUUAAAAGUUUUAGCUUUUGCCACAAAAAUCUCUAUCAUGGGAUACAUUUAAUUUUUCUUAAUUCAGUGAAGUUGAUACUAACAAGUAAUUUUAGAAAGCAACAUAAAUUUAAGGUUCAAGUUUUACUUUGUUAUUACUGAAGUUUCUUUGAUCAUAACUUUAUAUUUGUAUUUCUCUCUAGAGAUCAUAAUAUUGUACAAUAUCCAUCUUUAUAACUAUAGAUAUUUAGGAAUACUUGAAAUUUUCUUAAUCUCUGCAUGUAGUACAAUUCAGUGAUUACCUGUUGUUUACCUCUAAAGUGACUUUAUUUUUUAAAUAAGGAAUGUCUAAGUUGUAGUUUUGAUUUUUGUGAAACUAUUGUUGGUUAAUGUUGGGAUUUUCUGCACUUUUGAAUGUGAAAACUUACAUCCCUGGAUUCUGAUAUUUAAAAUGUUUCUAUUCCAGAUAUUUCUGUGUGGAAGUUUAGACUAAGAACAAUGCUGGGGAAGUUGUAAAAUUUGGAACUGUUUUUCUUUUGGGAAAUGAAUUGAGAAACAGUUUCCUUCUUUAAUUAAAGCAGACAUAACUAGUAUGAGAAGCAUAAAGGCAUUUUAUAAAUAUCUUUAUAAGAAGAACUAAUUAAAAUUUAUCUCUUUGCAAAUUUUGCAGCUCAUACCUUUGCUCUUAAGAGAAACAACAGAAUUCCUAAUGAAUGGCUUCUUUGUUCAUAAAAUAAUAUAAACAUACUAUUUUAUUUGAUUUAUAAAAUAUUGACAUUUCUAAGGAAUAGUAUCUGCUACAGAUUAUUAAGCAUUUUCCUAGCAUAUGUUCAGUGUAUGUGAUUGGGUGGCCUUUUAGGACUAGAAAAUAUAUGAAGCUCAAUGUACUUCCUCAAAUGUUUUACAACAGAUUCACAAAUAAAUUUUACUAUGAAAUAA